CCACCACCACCUGGGCCAGGAGUGGUCGCGGCGUCUCUUCUAGAGGCGUGCGCCAGUCAGCCGACCACAAGAAGAGGUUUCGAGACGUGCGUGGCAGUUCUGGCUCAAGGUGGGCACACGCUCGAACCACAUUGCCCCGGAUAUCGCGAAGGCUGCCGUGUUUCGUGUCUCCCCGCAGGAGGAGUUCGAGCGCAGCGGCGACAUGGACGAGUCGAUCAGCAUGAGUAUUCUUGGGGUGUCAGCGCAGAUGGACUCAAGUUGCACCCCUGGCUACCGAGCAGCGUGCCCUGAAGAUGUUUGGCCUGCCGAAUUGGGCGAUGCCUCGGCGACUUCGUUGGAAAUGAUCAGCGAUACCUCCUGUGCGUCUGUGGGCGCGCACACGGACACUUCGACGAUCGGCAUUCAGAUGGACGAAUACGUGGAUGACAUAACUUGCCAGACGUGUGGUGAGGUAGGCGUGCUUCAUGGCUGCGGUCAUUGGCAGUGCACUACACUGACAUGCCGGCCUACUUGGUAUCAGCGGUUCGAGGCCAGGAAGUGGCUGGUCCCGCUGACGCCCGCGGGAACACGAAAAGAGCAGUCCUUCCAGACUCGCGAGCGCUGCGUAGACUGCCGCCCCGAGGGUCGCUGCCUCAAGGGGUCUUGCCCUCGGUACUGCAACUUCAUCUUCAGGAGGGGCUCGUGCAAGUUCGGAGUCAAGUGCACAUUUUGUCACCUGCAUGGGCGCGCCCACGCCACAGGUAAGCUCAGAGGCGAAACCGACGGCAAACUGGACCUUCCAUGGCCGCCGUCUGGCUCGCAUCUGCCGCCUCCCCCGAAGCGCUUUUUGACACGUGGCAAGCCGGAAUACCCGAAGUCUGCCACCACGUCCGACGGCGCGAAGAUCGAUCCAACCGAAUGUUUGCGCGAAUGCUGCAGUGUGAGCGAACCUUGGAAGGUGGCAUGGUGUCCAGAUCGCUCGACAGCGGUUGCACCCUCACCGCAAAAGCUUCCCGAUGGCAGUGCGGUGCUCAGGGCCUCGUCGAAAUUAUGUCCUGAUGCGAAUGGGAUGUUCAGUCUUUACCUGUAGAAUUUGGCAUGAGGCUUGAAGAGUCAAUGGACUCCGUUGUUCCUCCUGCGCCAGCUCGCAGCAGCACGCUUUAGAGCAUACCGCAAAGUUCCACUUCGUUCGCCUGCAGGGAGCGUCCAGUUUUGGCGCUCGCGCUCGGGCUUCCAGGGCGGAGUAUAAACGGAGACUAAGUGGUAGCCAGCGUGGACCCAAAGCAGUGCGUUACCGCAUUGUGGAGGCG
Messenger RNA from Prorocentrum cordatum, 1289 nucleotides. The record is from the annotation of a GenBank genome assembly. Lineage: Eukaryota; Dinophyceae; Prorocentrales; Prorocentraceae.